Acanthosepion pharaonis is the source of this 657-nucleotide messenger RNA. Lineage: Eukaryota; Metazoa; Mollusca; Cephalopoda; Sepiida; Sepiidae. The record is from the annotation of a GenBank genome assembly.
AUGAGGCGUAUUGCGGCUGAUAUCGCUGACAUAUGUGCUGAUACAUCCGGAAUUAUUUACAUGCCUAAUAGUAACGGAGCUGCUUGUAAGGAGCUGACAAGCAUGACAAAUAACCAGAAGAGGUGGCAUAUUGAGCUUGUUUACUCUGUGAGCACUGCCAAUAGCAGCUGGCGUCAACGCGCCUCUUUACACGGCCUGCUGGCGCCAAUGCGUCGCUUUUUUCUUAAUCAAAACCUCCCACGUGGUACUCACCAUUAUACUCGGUCCACUCCUUCACAUGUUUAUUUCUCUAAUUUUAUCGAUAUAUUUUCCUCUCUAUUCGUUCAUCUCUACGCGUGCCGUCGACUAAGUUACCUCCUGCGCACGGGCGGGAGAACGUUCAUCUCCCGUGCUUCGUUUGGGAAAAAGUUCACCCUCUCCCCCGCGCUUCCUUUGGGAGUACGUUCACCACCACCCGCGCUUCCUUUGGGAGAAAGUUCACCCCCCCCCCACCUACGCUUCGUGCGGCAGAAGGUUCACCCGCCUGCGCUUCGUGCGGCAGAAGGUUCACCCGCCUGCGCUUCGUGCGGCAGAAGGUUCACCCGCCUGCGCGAGAACGUUCACCCACCUGCGCUGAUGUGGGAGAAAGUUCACCUGUGCGAGCGUGCCGGCGACUAA